Molecule: messenger RNA, 792 nt
Organism: Kwoniella botswanensis
Lineage: Eukaryota; Fungi; Basidiomycota; Tremellomycetes; Tremellales; Cryptococcaceae
Exons: 4
Coding region: 1-792 (263 amino acids)
Source: RefSeq, a predicted model, not a curated record
AUGCCAUUGAGAGAAGCUGACAUAUCCGCAACUCCGAUCGACGAUGGAUCUCUCACACCUAUGGAGGGCUCUUCCCGACUCCCCCAUCCCAAUCCCAACGAUCGAUCCAACCAACCUCGUUCGCCUCAACCGAAGUUAGUGUUGUUCGAUCCCCGAUCAGGCCAACAGGAGACUAUCGAGCUGGGGUCAAAUUCAGCUAGCAGUAUAAUGACUUUGGAAGAUUACAAAAGGUUGAAUAGGAGGACAACGGAGAGAGGUAUGAUCACUGGUUUAGUAGGUGGUGGUGUAUUAACAUAUCUGGUUAAGAGGUUCAUGCCUAGGACACCUUCUAGAAACGCACUUUCCUUGACUUUCUUAUUCUCCUCAGCUUUCAUAUCAUAUUCCACAUCACGAGGACUCCUCAUCUCCGAGAUUCUCAAAGUACGCGCCCAAGCGCGAGCCAACGCACUGGCCAACGGGGAAAUACAGGAUAACGCUCCUCCCUCCGAUCCGAUGUUCUCUGGAGUAGAUACUUUCGGUGGGAACUCACCUAGAGAUUUGAGAUCUCCAGAGUCAGAAGCGCGGGAUCAGAGUACGGGUAGAUACGUCCCUCCAGGCUAUAAUAGCGAUGGAGCAAGCGCAGGAGGUAUGAGAGGGAAUGUAAGAGAUGAAUUGGCUAAACUUGGUAGAUUACCGACCCCUCAGCCACAACGAACGAGAUUUCCCAAAGGAAGGGGAUUAGAGGGUGAAGUUGAGGAAGAGAAUGAGAUGAGAGAUCCGUAUGCUACGCCCGGUCAGCCAAGGUUGGGAUAG